CGGAGGUCGCGUAGACGUGCGGGAAGCCGCUCCGCAAACGCGGGGAGAGGCGCAGGUGGCUGUCCGGCAGGAGCGCAGAUUGGGUCAAGCACGCACCAGGGCAGCCCCCGUAGGCCGUCCCAGAAGCACGUGCGCCGCCGGGGUCCUAAUAGUCAGCGCUAUUUUCUGCUGCACGUGGCUUCAGCGCGAUGCCCAAAUCCAAGCGCGACAAAAAAGUUUCCUUAACCAAAACUGCCAAGAAAGGCUUGGAACUGAAACAGAACCUGAUAGAAGAGCUUCGGAAAUGUGUGGACACGUACAAGUACCUCUUCAUCUUCUCCGUGGCCAACAUGAGGAACAGCAAACUGAAGGAUAUCCGGAACGCCUGGAAGCACAGCCGGAUGUUCUUUGGCAAAAACAAGGUGAUGAUGGUGGCCUUGGGUCGAAGCCCGUCUGAUGAGUACAAAGACAACCUGCACCAGGUCAGCAAGAAGCUGAGAGGUGAAGUUGGUCUCCUUUUCACCAAUCGCACUAAGGAAGAAGUGAAUGAGUGGUUCACUAAAUUCACGGAAAUGGACUACGCCCGAGCUGGUAACAAAGCAACUUUCACAGUGAGCCUGGAUCCCGGGCCGCUGGAGCAGUUCCCCCACUCCAUGGAGCCACAGCUGAGGCAGCUGGGUCUGCCCACCGCCCUCAAGAAAGGUGUGGUGACCCUGCUGUCCGACUACGAGGUGUGCAAGGAGGGCGACGUGCUAACCCCGGAGCAGGCCCGCGUCCUGAAGCUUUUUGGGUACGAGAUGGCUGAAUUCAAGGUGACCAUCAAAUAUGUGUGGGACGCACAGUCUGGAAGGUUUGAACAGAUGGGGGACGACUUGCCAGAGAGUGCAUCCGAGUCGGCAGAAGACUCCGAGGAAGAUGACGACGACUGACUGGAAUGCUCGGAACGGAGGCCUCUGGCAAGUCCCAGGUCUCCCCUCGGCUGGACCAGCAGGACUACUGCCGCCCCGCUUCAGGGGGCAGCUAUUUAUUUUGCUACAGGUGAAGACAAGGGAAGGUGAAAGGGACUAUGUUUCUGUAAAGAAUAAAGCUUCGUCUGCAGGGUUUCUCCUUGUGGACAGCAAAAGGAACUUCUCUUAGAAAAAGGAGCCUUUGGAUUUGUGCUUUUGUCUGCAUUCCCUGGAUUCCCUUUAUUCGCCUCAUGAGCCUGCUUCCAGCACUGGCCACUGCCUGACCA
Molecule: messenger RNA, 1213 nt
Organism: Trichechus manatus latirostris (Florida manatee)
Lineage: Eukaryota; Metazoa; Chordata; Mammalia; Sirenia; Trichechidae
Gene: MRTO4
Product: MRT4 homolog, ribosome maturation factor
Exons: 8
Coding region: 189-908 (239 amino acids)
Biological process (GO): ribosomal large subunit assembly; nuclear-transcribed mRNA catabolic process; ribosomal large subunit biogenesis
Cellular component (GO): nucleolus; preribosome, large subunit precursor
Molecular function (GO): RNA binding
Source: RefSeq, a predicted model, not a curated record